AUGCCAUUGCUGCCAUACCAACGUGCAGUAGAAGUUCAGGUUCUUCCUGAGAUUACGAGCCCCGAAUCCUUCAAGGUUGACGUGUCCGUGCCAGAGAUUUGUUUGCCAAAUCCCAAGGUCUUGCUGCGCCGCAGCACCUUGCCAGCCUUGGACAUCAAUAGUGAGGCCUUGAUGCUUUCGCGCCAGUUGCAUCUCGACUUUCACGAAGUGAAAUUUGUUUUGCAAGAGCUCCGCAGUGAGAGCGAACACCUUCCCAAUGGUGGCUUGGAAUAUGGAACUUUCCAGCAGUGCUUGCAACGCAUUUGUGGUGUGGAGCUGGAAGAGCAAUGGGUGGUGAAAGCCUACAAGGAAUGUCGUGCCAGUGAGGGCCCGGUGGACUCAGAACAGCUGCUGAUUUGGUACCGGGAUCACAUCUUCAACCUCGAAGCCUUCAAGUCGCAAAAACACUUCGCGGCCGAGAAAAGUAGAGCUCCACUGGUGACGCUAGACCUGGCCAAGAAGUUUCACUGCUCCUGCCUGGAUUUGGACAAGAUGAAGGUGAAGUUUGACGACUUUGAUUUGGACAAGUCCGGCUUCAUUGAUCACUAUGAGUUUGAGAAGAUGAUGUACCAACUCUUGCACUGUUCUAGCGAAUCUGACUUCCCCAAAACGCGGCUGGACCGCUUCUGGAACGAGGCUGACAAGAAUGGUGAUGGCCAAAUUGAUUUCGAGGAGUUUUUGGAAUGGUACAUGAAAUACUUCGGCACCUCCUAUGAGAAUGGCCCCAUGGAUGCCUUCUAUGCAUCAUUUAUGCCAGGGGUUCAGAGGUCCAGCAGCCUUGGGGAGCUCAAAGUCCACAAAGUCCAGGAGAAGAUCAGCCUCAAACCCAUCGUACCCGAGGUCAGCAGUCGCUGCUCAGCGCUCACUUUUUCAAAGUUCUGAGGAGUCUGAGCAGUGCUUUGGCAGAUAUGCAAUGAUGUGCAAACAGCUGCAUCAUCUGGCAUCGCCAGGAACUGACAUUUUCGGUGAACAAUGGGGGCAGAUGGUCCAGAUGGUCCAUAUGAUCUCCUAGAUGGAUUCAAUUUUGGUAUUCAUAUGUUUUCAUAUCCAUGACGCAGAGACGUCGAGGUUUCAUUUUGGCUGCAUUGGGCAUCCCUGUGUCGCUAUGUGUCGCUGGGAUUGGGGUGGAGCCUUCUGCACUUAGAUAGGUUUCAACUCAAAACAAUGCAGAUUUUGUCAGCCGUAGCCUGGUGACCUUGCUCAUGCCUUUUCGAUUGGGCUUGCAAAUGCAAGCUCCCAUGCAUGCGCGUUUAACAGAUGCCACGGGCUGGUUCGCACGCGCUUCUUUCUGUGGAGCUUGCGUG
This is a messenger RNA of Cladocopium goreaui, 1343 nucleotides long. Lineage: Eukaryota; Dinophyceae; Suessiales; Symbiodiniaceae. The record is from the annotation of a GenBank genome assembly.